CCUCAUUUAUCCGUCCAUUAUUAUUAUUCUUAUCCUGAUUCCAUCCACCAUCCAUCAUCCACCAUCCGACAACCAACAACCAACACCAACCUCUCCUCUCUGCUCCACUGUCACUAAACGCUGACUGGCCAUCAUUAACUGGACUUGUACGACCUUCUUUCACCCCCACCGACCGCGCCUCAGCCCAUCGCAAUUGCAUGUGAUGUACGACUCCGCCUCCGCCUCCUCCUUCUCCUAGUGCUGAGCUUCGCAUCGCGACCAGUUCCGCAGUCUCCAUUGAUUCGCUAUCCGGCACAUCGAAUAGAGUCCGUCCGGUUUCCCGCUUGUUUCUCGCUUUCGCGAUCAACUUACGCCGUCAUGUUUGGCUGGUGUAGCACCUUGGGCCUGCCCUCCGUGAGCUCAGAGCCCGAGAAAGAGCGCCGCCCUCCUCCCGCCCCCACACCACUCGCUUUCCCCGUCUAUCAACUGCCAGAACUCUCCGAGAAGGACCCCGAUGCAUCCCUGUCAAGGCUGAAUGAAGUGUUGGCCUCGAUCCGUCGACCGCAGGACAUCAACCCGCAGAAGUUUGAGGCGCUGAACCUAAGACUGGAAGAGAACGUGUCGGCUGCAGAUAUCGUUCGCCACAAUGGACCAAAGACGGACCCUCCGCUUCCGUGGGAGAACAUGUCAGCGCGCUCAUCCCCGGUGGAUGAAGAUGGCUGUCCGAUUCUAAUGGACAAUGGAAAUUCAUACCCCUCCCGGGACCGAUUUGAGGUGCUCCAGAGUGAACUGCUUCUAGACAACGACGAUGCUUUCCGAGAGGUGGGCAGACUGCCUCCCCGUGAGGGCCGGGAAAGGGUCCGUGUGGCUCAGACGAGGAAGUUCUGGACAGGACUGGAACGGAUGGCCCAAUACUGGGAUAGCAGCUUAGACGACUACUAUGAGCGCCCGAAAACCCCUCCACCCACAUCAGAGCAAGAAGGCCCCGACCAGAUGCAGACCGAUGGGGAGGUACCAUCAUCAGAGGGCCAGGACCAGCCGGAGACAUCGAUGGACGUGGACCCAGCGCCGUCCGAGGCGACCCCGGAAAUGGUAACUAUGUACAAGGGUCGCCGUAUCGGGUCGGGGAACGAGAUGCCAGAGGAUGUGCGUGAAGAAAUCAUUCGAGCGCUGACCGAAAUGGCCGCAUGGCCCUUUGGCUGUCAGGCGGCCCCGCCGAUUUCUCCCCCCCGGCUGGCCGUCAAAAACUUGCUUUUCCCUGUUCGACACACAUUCCAAGCCGCCCGGUCUCCCAAGGACCGUCAGCUGGCGCGAAGCGGGGUUAUCGAAGGGCCUGUCUUUGUAGCUCAAUGCCGCCCCGAGACCUCGUUCCGCGGCCCACAGGAGGCCCCAGGGGCUGGCAUGGGGGAGGUGUGUGAUCUGCUUCGUGAGGUGGGCGCCAUGCUCCUGACAGCCCAAGAACGGGCGAGGCAAGGAGACAUCGAGGUGAAGCCUGGUGAAGGCAAGUGGUGGACCACCGUGCCCCGAUGGGGAGGCGCAUUGAACGAUUCCGUGAGCGACUACGAGAAGGAGACUCAUGGGGAGGACAAGCUGUCGUCCAUGGGCGGAUAUGCUCGCAAACGCUCCAAGUAUGAGCACCCAUUCCUGGCAUCGCGUCGACCGAGUGCGACACGGAAAUUGAGCAACAGCGAAAGAUGGAAGAUUGUCCAACCGGGGCCCGGCCUUUGGGAUCGACGGAUGCGGUAUAUCCAGAUUGGCAAGCCGCUGGACAGUGCGUUUGACGAUAUUUACCUGCUGUCCUCCAUCAACCAUCACGUGUCGAUUCUGCAUCUGCGCGUGCACCGGCGAUAUCUCGAAGUCAUCACCCACGGGUCGAGCAAGUUUCCGCCGGUCACGGACACCCCGGACCAGCCGUGGUAUGUGCUCCAGCUCCGGCGCACGCGGUGGUACGACCUUUUCGACGGACAAGACCGGGUCGAGGUGCUGAAGGGGAUCUGGCGGAUCUUCCACUAUUUGCUACGACGGCAGCCGGAGACUCAGUUUCUGAACUGAUUACCACCAGCGGAUCUUGCGUUUGCGUUUAUUAUACCAAUUUGUUUACGUCUGUUGUAGACGGAGCGUCUAUUGCAUGGCAUGAUGGAAUGUAUUAUGAGGGUCGAGGGAUGACAUUGACAUGUAGAUGAUCAUACUGAUGAUAUCCGGCAUAUAGAAAUGGCAUGAUGCAUCUUCCUGCACAAGCGAGAUGUAACUUGGAUCUAUCCUAGGGAGACCGCUGUCAUUUUGGUCCUGCUGCAUGCGAUGCUGGUGGCUGUAGACACCAACCACCAACCACCAACCACCAACCAAUCAACCAACCAACAGCCUACCCAUCCGAUCAAACAGA
This is a messenger RNA of Aspergillus ibericus CBS 121593, 2362 nucleotides long. RefSeq lists its product as uncharacterized. The transcript is spliced from 3 exons. The record is from RefSeq and is a predicted model, not a curated record. The coding region runs from base 358 to 2031 and encodes 557 amino acids. NCBI's taxonomy places the organism in Eukaryota, Fungi, Ascomycota, Eurotiomycetes, Eurotiales, Aspergillaceae.